Messenger RNA from Henningerozyma blattae CBS 6284, 654 nucleotides. RefSeq names its product mitochondrial ribosome assembly protein RRG9 (gene RRG9). Gene Ontology annotation, cellular component: nucleus. The record is from RefSeq and is a predicted model, not a curated record. The coding region runs from base 1 to 654 and encodes 217 amino acids. The transcript has a single exon. NCBI's taxonomy places the organism in Eukaryota, Fungi, Ascomycota, Saccharomycetes, Saccharomycetales, Saccharomycetaceae.
AUGUCAAAGUUUCACACAUCGUCUUACACUCUUAAAGAUUCAAUAAAAAACAAUAAUAUCUCAAAUAAGCCAUCUAAUAAUGAGAAAAAACUUCCUAGACUAAAGAUUAAUCCCCCUUCUGCCCAACAAGUGAUUAAUUUCAUAAAUCAAUCUAGUACAGUUCCAGACAAAGAAAAACAGCCAGAGUGGUUGAAACAAAAACUAGCAAUCAAAAAAAAAAUAAGUGGAGAAAGAUGGGAACCAAAAAAGAAGGUAUCAAGGGACGAUAUGUAUAAUAUAAAAUUUUUGAAACAAAGAUACCCUGAUCUCAAUGCCACCCAAAUAAGUCAAAUAUAUAAAGUUUCACCAGAUGCAAUUAGAAGAAUUUUGAAAUCCAAUUGGAGCCCUAACGAGAAAGAACUUUCGAACUUGCAAGAACGUUGGACACGAAGAGGUGAGAGAAUUAAGGAACUUACUUCCCUCAGUAAAAAAGUUGUGCCAGAUACAAAUGAGAUAAUACCGAAAAAUAUUAUUAGAUUAGGCCAAGAAGUUAAUGGUAUUAGAAAUUAUAGAACUUUUGAACGGAAAAGCAAAUAUAUUGAGGAUAAAAAAGAUACUAAACAUAAGAAAAACUCUAAAUUGUAUUUAUUGAAACGACUUCACCAUUCUAAGUGA